AUGGAGAAAUAUUACAAAAGAAAAUCAAAGUUGGAAUCAUCUCUUCCUCAAGAAAAAGAUUAUAAUUAUUCUUCUGCAAAACAAAGUCGCAUAGAAAUCAACGUAGUAGACUUUCCUGCAGAUCCAGGACUACGGCCCCAGAUUAUGGAUUAUAAUGCUAAUGAUCGAGACCAAAUUCGUAGGGCAUAUCUACAAAAAGAUGUCAAAGUGGUUGCAUUAAGCAAUGCUCUACAAAAUCUCAAGUUGACAUCUCCUGAUAUUCAAAAAGAUUUUGUAAAUGUGGCCGCAUUUGAAACUAUCAAUGUGAUUAUUAGAGAUCUUGGUUAUGCACUUUUUUCUAUUUUGAUUGAUGAAGCCCAUGACAUAUCAAUCAAGGAGCAAAUGGCAGUUGUAAUACAAUAUGUGGAUAAAAAAGGCCAAGUGAUUGAGCGCUUUUUGGAUAUUGAGUAUGUUGUUAAUACGAAUGCUCUCUCACUCAAACAAGCUAUUGAAAAUUUAUUCUCCAGACUUGGAUUGAGUAUUUCUAGAUUGCGGGGUCAAGGAUAUGAUGGGGCUACCGUGACAAAGAAUCAUGAUCAAAUUGCUUUACUUUUCACUUUGGUUUCUAAUGUGGUGAAUGUUGUUAGAGCAUUAUGCAAACGUCGAGAUAUUAUUAGGGAAAAGCAAGCUGCAAAAGUUGCCGAGGCACUUAAUACUGGAGAGCUAUCUAGUGGGCAAGGCCUAAAUCAAGAAACUAAUCUUAAACGUGCUGAUGAUACACGUUGGGGUUCACACUAUGGUACUUUAGUCAGCUUGGUUGGUAUGUUUUCAACAGUGAUUGAUGUGCUUGAAAUGAUUUCGAAGGAUGGUUCAAAUUCAAAACAACGAGCAGAAACAAAUGUGUUGUUGGACUCAAUUCAAUCAUUUCAGUUUGUAUUCAACCUUCAUUUGAUAAAAACGAUAUUGGCUAUUACAAGUGAGUUAUCGCAAGCACUACAAAGGAAAGAUCAAGAUAUUGUUAAUGCCAUGAAUUUUGUUCAAAUUUCUAAAGUACGGCUCCAAAAGAUGAGGGAGAGUGGGUGGACAUCUUUACUUGAUGAUAUUUUAUCUUUUUGUGAAAAACAUGAAAUUGAUGUUCCCCAAAUGGAUGAUAUGUUUGUAACUCGAGGGAGUAAAAGGCACAAUGCUCAAGAAAUUACAAACUUACAUCACUAUCGCGCUGAGUUAUUCUAUACUGUUUUGGAUAUGCAAAUUCAAGAACUAAAUGCUUGUUUCACUAAGUUGAACACUGAGUUGUUACUUUGUAUGGAAUGUUUGAAUCCAUAUAACUCUUUCUCUAAUUUUGACAAGAAAAAGUUAAUUCAUCUUGCUGAAUUUUAUACCAAAGAAUUUUUUUUAGUGGAGCUCAUUGUACUUAAUACAUAUAUUAUCGACAUGCUAUCCAGUAGUGAGUUAUCAAGGUUGAAUGGAAUUGCCGAUCUUGCUAAGAAAAUGGUGGAGACUAGAAGAGACAAAAUAUAUCCAUUGGUGUAUUUACUCUUGACUUUAGCAUUAAUCUUGCCUGUUGCAACUGCUACUGUUGAAAGAGUAUUUUCAGCUAUGAAUAUUGUGAAGAAUCGGUUGCAGAACCGAAUGGGUGAUGAAUGGAUGAAUGAUAGCUUGACGAAUUUUGUCAUAAGCUAA
Messenger RNA from Camellia sinensis, 1662 nucleotides. The record is from RefSeq and is a predicted model, not a curated record. NCBI's taxonomy places the organism in Eukaryota, Viridiplantae, Streptophyta, Magnoliopsida, Ericales, Theaceae.